This is a messenger RNA of Rhizoctonia solani, 2205 nucleotides long. RefSeq lists its product as uncharacterized. The transcript is spliced from 5 exons. The record is from RefSeq and is a predicted model, not a curated record. Gene Ontology annotation, molecular function: protein kinase activity. Gene Ontology annotation, biological process: protein phosphorylation. Bases 1 to 2205 code for a protein of 734 amino acids. NCBI's taxonomy places the organism in Eukaryota, Fungi, Basidiomycota, Agaricomycetes, Cantharellales, Ceratobasidiaceae.
AUGUCCAACACCCAUGGGGACUCUCCAACGAAAGCUAGACACACGCAUUCCAGCGAAUAUCGGUCAUGGCACGUAGCUGAUUCCCGAAAAACACUCACGCGCGACAUCCCAGAGGUCCCGGAGGUGUAUCUGGAUUCUCUCAUGGACGCGGUCCUCCCUUCUCUCCCGCCUGAAACGCUAAAUGGGGUUUGCAAUGCGCUCGAAACAGCUGGUCAUAUCAAGGAUCCGGAUACCCCUAAUUCACGAUGGCGUUGCUUGCCAUUGGACCCGUGCGUUAACACCAAGCCUGAGACCGAGAAAUUUCGAUUUCUCGACAAUGUUUCUCAAGCCAUAAUCGAAUCCUAUCAUAGUUUCCAUCAUAUGGAGCCCACUCUCACCACACGGCUCCAAGUGACUGGGCAAAUCACGCCGCUUGGCAAUCGCCGUAACACUUCCCGACCGGACGGAUAUUUCCAAGUAAUUAUCGAGGACCCAGGUCCAAGACAAUCGAAUUGGGCCGAUAUUGUUAUGCCCAUGGAAUUCAAGAAUGUACAUAAUCGACAGAAUCAAAUUGAUGACUUUGGCAAAGUAAUGUGGUCGAUGCACCAUAUCAUGCGCAACGACGCUCGUCGUAGAUAUGUACAUGGGCUUACCUGUGAGAAUACAAAAGUCCGGUUAUGGUAUAAUGACCGAGCCGAUGUUGUCGCCUCACAGGAGUUUGAUGUGAACAAGGACUGGAAAUUCCUCGUCCGUAUCAUUUUAUCCGUGCUACUAGCCGAAGGAGUUGAAUUAGGCUACAACCCAAAUAUCCAACUUGUUCCCUCCAACAACCUAAACUCCGAGCCUUCCUACGAUAUCACCAUUCGAAACCCCGACACGCAGGCGAGUACUAUAUACCGCACUGUUGGGAUAAUCUCCGAUGUAGGAGCCGAUAGUAUGGUUGGUCGUGGAACUCGUGUGUGGGAAGUCCGGAAGCUGGUUGAUGGAGAACUGGUUGGCACUUCAUAUGCUCUCAAAGAUACGUGGGUGCACGAAGAUCGUGUCCCAGAGCAUAAGCUUAUCCAGAAAUUCCGGAGCGAACAGCCAGAUUACGCCCAGCACUUUCUUACUCCGAUAGAUUAUGGUUUUGCACCCUUUGAUCCCGCUCAACCACUCGUCCUGGAUAAUACCCACACAACUCUGCGCCGAAAAGAGUUGGUACCAACUCGAAAGCUCCUACCCACACAUUCUGGGUCACCCUCGGCGGUUGCGCUCCACAUUACAAGUAGCAGAAGCCUGAAAACCACGAGUUCCGUGAGGGACAGCGUUGGACACUUGGGAGACAUUCCGGAUUCACCUUCGGAGGGGCAUCAAGUCUUCCUUCUGGGUAAAUAUCCUCGCCAACACUACCUCACCGUAUUCGAGGAGAUUGGCACUCCGAUACACAAAUUGCGCAAUUUCGCAGAGGUAUUCACCGCGAUCCAAGGUGGUUGGGAAGGCCUGCAUGCCAUACACCUUUGCAAGUACGUUCAUCGAGACGUGAGUUCGGGGAAUAUACUACUUGUACCACCCAAAGGCCCCUGGGGUGAACGUGGUGUGAUAAUGGACUUGGAGUAUGGGAAGGAUAUCAAUGACACGAGAGUUGCCCAUAAUGUACGAACGGGCACAGUGUUAUUUAUGGCCACCGAGGUAGCUCUCAUGGACCAUCAUCGAUUUCGCACCAUCCCAUCACCCGGGCAAACGUCUAAUUCGCGUGAAGUCCUGGAGUCAAUAGCGGAAUCCCUAAUGGAACAAACCCUAGAGCCACCCCAAAAACCGAUCCAAGUUCCCCCGUUCCGGCACAACCAACUCCACGAUAUGGAAUCAAUCUGGUGGCUAUGCAUGUGGAUGAUGUUCCACCUUAUUCAACCCUCAAAAAACAGGCAGGACCAGAUAAAUAACUACCAUCACGUAUUCUGCAGCGCGGAGAGCAAGGUAGCCUUUAUUUGCGGUUCCGGGCUGUAUCGCAAGUUCACCUCGCACCUUUCGGAACACCAAACGUGGGUUGACCUUAUGGAGAGGUGGUCGCAGAUCUUGAAUAACCUAUAUUCUACAUCAUACGGGGAGCACGAUACUUCGGCAAUCCCACCAAACCAACUUCGAAUUUGCGAUAAGGAUAUCCAAACCUCUUACAAGCUUGGGAAAGGAUUUUUAUUGAAGCUUCAUCAGGCCUCUACGUCACUCUCCGACUUUGUGACACUUUCGUAA